GCGCAAAGUGUGGAGGAAUCUGCAAAAGACGUUGUAUUAAGGAAGGAAAAAAGAUUAAGAUAUAUUGAAAGUCAUAUUAAUGCCACACGUAAUAGCACAUUUAUUAACUUGUUUAAAUUGAGGCGUGAAAGGACAUUAUUGAGUAGUAAUACUGAACUUGCCAAAUCUGCUGCAGAGGAAGCCAAUAAUAUGUGCCAACAGAUUGAAACCGUGAUAAAGAAGAAAAGAGCGGGCACUCUGAAUGAAAGCGAUCUCGCUGGGAAUCUAACUGAAGGGUUGCUAAAGAAUGCUACAGAUGCAGUGCAAAAGGUCAGGGAUGCUGUUGGCAAGCUGAGAAGAUCAGCGUCCACGCUAAGGGAGUUGGGCAAUUCUUGUUAUGAUGCCUUUGACAAAUUGAACAGUUUGAUAUGGGCUCAUAAGCCUGCGUUGAAAAGAUAUUUAAUUGCAAUUGCUGCUGCCGAAGAGCAAAACGUCAGCAUGACCAAACAAUGGAUGGUCGCUCGAAAGAGCAAGAGGAAACAGGAAAAGGCAAAGAAACUCAUGAAGCGUGCCCUUUACGCCGGUCAAGAGGCUCUUGGGUCUGAGAUGGAGGCGAAUUCGCAAGCUGUAAGUGCGGAAAACAAAAUGAGAAAGCUUGAAAAUCGUAUACAUUGGGUCAAAGCUCUCUUUCAAAUAAGUUCUCCAACCAAGGCAACGGUACCAAUGGAUGAUUCGCAAGAUGUAAGAGAUAAUCGAACUCCUGAGGAAGUGACCAAACUGCCCGAAGGGAACGAAUCACCCGACGUGCCCGAAGUGACCGAGGUGACCACAAAAAAGCCUGAAAUGACUGAAGCCCGCGAAGAACCCAAAGUUCCCGAAGUACGCGACGUGCCCCAAGUGCCCGAGGUGACCACCGAAGGGCCUAAGACAACUGAGGGGUCACAUACAGCAGGAAAUGUGGAUGGAGCAGUAACUACUCCGUCAGGUACUGUCCACUCAAAGGAUGUCUUGCGUACGAUUGCUGCUCGGUUAAGUGACAGCAGCAGCAGUCCUGCAUUGGUGCACAGUCCCUUAUUGCUGCUUCUUGUUUCGAUGUGUGUGCUGGGCUGCACUGCGGUGUUCUAA
Trypanosoma theileri is the source of this 1104-nucleotide messenger RNA. RefSeq lists its product as uncharacterized. The record is from RefSeq and is a predicted model, not a curated record. NCBI's taxonomy places the organism in Eukaryota, Euglenozoa, Kinetoplastea, Trypanosomatida, Trypanosomatidae. The annotation marks the transcript as partial. The transcript has a single exon.